AAGUAGCUGAGUAACUUGACUGGCGGAGAAGUUGAGAGAAGAAGAAUCUAAAGAGUGCGGUAACGGCUGUGAGACGGUGUUUUAACGUGUUUAGUGUCUUUGUGAAGAUGGAGUCCGCGGUGCAGAUAGACGGCAGCGUGAUGGAGGGAGGCGGACAGAUCCUCAGGGUGUCCGCGGCCCUCAGCUGCAUCACCGGCUCCGCCAUCAAAAUCUCCAAAAUCCGAGCCGGCAGGAGCACACCGGGGCUCAGACCGCAGCACCUGAGCGGCCUGCAGCUGGUCUCAGAUCUGUGCUCAGGAAGUCUGCAGGGCGCCGCCAUUGGAUCCACAGACGUCAGUCUGAGUCCCGGAAAGAUCCGGGCUGGAAACCACACGGCCGACACGCAGACGGCGGGGAGUGUGUGUCUCCUCCUGCAGGUGGCGCUGCCCUGUGCUCUGUUUGCUGAUUCGUCCUCACAGCUCUGUCUGAAGGGAGGAACCAACGCAGAGAUGGCUCCUCAGAUUGACUACACACUCAAGGUGUUUAAACCGGUCGUGGAGAAGUUCGGCGUCUCUUUUGACUGUGACCUCAGAAUGAGGGGGUACUACCCUAAAGGUGGAGGCGAGGUGUUGGUGACGGUGACCCCAGUGAAAGAGCUGCAGCCGGUCACCAUGACGGAGAGAGGAAACAUCACCAAGAUCUACGGACGAGCGUUCGUCGCCGGCGUGCUGCCCUACAAGCUGGCUAAAGACAUGUCGACGGCUGCAGUUCGAACCAUCAGGAGGGAGAUCAAAGAGCUCUACAUCAACAUUCAGGCGCUGCAGGAGAAAGAAAUGGCCUGCGGGAGCGGCAACGGAAUCAUAAUCAUUGCAGAGUCGUCUACAGGUUGUGUGUUUGCAGGUUCAGCUCUGGGGAAGAAAGGUGUGUAUGCAGAUAAGGUGGGGAUCGAAGCGGCUGAGAUGUUGCUCAGAAACAUUCGACAUAACGGCUGUGUGGACGAGUUCCUGCAGGACCAGGUCAUCAUCUAUAUGGCGUUGGCAAAGGGAAGGUCUCGGAUUCGAACUGGCGCCGUGACGCUGCACACACAGACGGCCAUCCACGUGGCGGAGCAGCUGACUCAGGCAAAGUUCACGAUCACAAAGUGUGAAGACGAGCUGAGCAGCAACGUGACCUUCAUCAUCGAGUGUGAAGGAUCAGGAGCCACAAACACACACCUGUAGUACACACACACAUAUACACAUACAUACACACACACAUACACACACACAUACACAC
Molecule: messenger RNA, 1254 nt
Organism: Labrus bergylta (ballan wrasse)
Lineage: Eukaryota; Metazoa; Chordata; Actinopteri; Labriformes; Labridae
Source: RefSeq, a predicted model, not a curated record